AUGGAAUCUACGCAAAACUCGCCAACUCAUACAACUGAACCUAAACAAAAAAUGUAUUGUGUAAAUGCUCUCCAAAUUGCCGCGCUAUUAUAUGCAGUAAUUGUGAUUUUAGUUGUAGUAUCCAAAACAUUUGUUCACAAAAUUUUCGAUUCGCACGAAACAAUUAACGGAAUGAUGCAUACUUAUCCCAACGGUACAAUUUUCUUCUAUGCUCCAACAGUUACAUUUAAUAAUAACAAUUAUUUUGGCUCAAUUUAUGUUAAAGGUGUAGGAUCCAUGGCUUCCGCUGAUGAUAAAAUUUCAAUCUUUGCCAGUUUAACAUGUCAAGGCAAAUCAAUUCCAAAGACAAUUUCUGAUACUUUCUUGACAACUCCAUCGGGAGAGGCAGAAUUAUAUACAUCGUGGUAUCCGAUCUACGAUAAUAUCCUUGUCGAACUUAAUAUUAAUGGAGCUCCAAAGGAUAUUAAACCUUAUUUAUUUGUUGUCAAAUCAACAGAAGAAUCCGCCCAUAUAAUGAAUAGCAUUAAUGGAAUAAUUCGAUAUACCAUAUUAGGAUUCCUUUGCUUCUAUAUUUUUGUAUGGAUUUUUUAUUCAAACAAAGAAUUCGACUUUUUGAAAGUUCUCUCCGUUAUCAUAUUAACCGUUACAUAUAUUGCAAAUUUGCAUUACAAUCAUACAGGAGAAGAAGACGAAUUAUCUAUAAUAAAACAUGCGAUCUUUUUAAUGGUCCGAGGAGUUCAUGGAGCUAUAAACCUAGUAUCUAUCUUUUGUAUAUCGAUGUACUUCUUCAGCCGCGAAGGACUUGGCACAGCUCUAUUAAUCGCUGCACUUUAUGUUUUGACAGAAGCCAUGACGGCCAUUACAACAGAUUCAUUUAUUGUAUCAUAUUUCUUCGAUAAUAAUGGCAUUGUUUGGGUUUUCUUCUUUUCGACUUCAAUUAUUUCAAAAGUUUCCUUCUUUAUUUUGGCUUGUCACCAUUUAAUAAUGAUUGCUGUUCAGACAACAAUUAAGAGGAAACGAUUAUACAUGUAUUUCUACAGUAUUUUGUUAUUAUUACUUAUUAUCCCUCAAUUAGCAAGAGCUUCACUCAUUAUAUACGAAGGAUAUCAAAGUAGUUUAAUGAACUUCAUCUGUGAAUACGUCGCACAAUAUAUAUUCGUGCUUUUCUUCUGUUUAGUUUCUUGGCCAUCUUACGAGAAGCCAUUCAAGUCCGAAAUAUCUUCAGAACUAACAGACCUUGAUCACGAAAGAUUUAUGCUGGAACAUGACGUGUCUGUUCAAUUUGAACAUCCUGGAGAAUAA
Molecule: messenger RNA, 1302 nt
Organism: Trichomonas vaginalis G3
Lineage: Eukaryota; Parabasalia; Trichomonadida; Trichomonadidae
Exons: 1
Coding region: 1-1302 (433 amino acids)
Source: RefSeq, a predicted model, not a curated record